This is a messenger RNA of Plasmodium inui San Antonio 1, 3651 nucleotides long. RefSeq lists its product as hypothetical. The transcript has 2 exons. Lineage: Eukaryota; Apicomplexa; Aconoidasida; Haemosporida; Plasmodiidae. Bases 1 to 3651 code for a protein of 1216 amino acids. The record is from RefSeq and is a predicted model, not a curated record.
AUGGAAGAAAGCUUAUUCGUAAAUCUCGAUGGGAAUAAAAACCUCUUUGAUUUGAUUAAGAAAUACGAACAGAGGAUGAAAGGAAAAAAAUACACCAACGUGCUUUUCUCAGGGGACUGUCAAGAGGAGAAGCUGCAACCAGGGGGGGGUGCAAAUGAAAAAAGUGGGUCCCCCGAACCAAUUGAGCAGCAUACACCGAACGAGGGAAAAUUAAGAGGGGGCAAAAGAAACUCCUUCAUCUCCGAAAGCGACAAGCUGCACCUGCUGCACUGCCUCAGCAGAGCCAACUUCUCCAAGGAAAGGACUUCGGAUGGUCCUAAAAAAAAGGAAAAUGUCUUCCGCUACCAUUCGUUUUGCAUAACUGGGGGGGAGAAGGUCGCCAUGCAAAGGGGAGACAAGAUCGCUCUGCAAAGGGGAAGCCAUGCCUCUUCUCAAAAAAUAAGCUCGGCGAGGGGGACCCACAGGACAGGAAAGCAGUGCCUCAGGUCCCAGCAGAGGAGCGUCAGGCUGGUGCCGAAGAAAGCGUCACCGGAGGGGCUAAAGGCGGAUCUGAGGGAAGAGUUGACGAAAGCGUCCGGGGAGGAACAUCCCCUGGAGGCGCAAAAACCCGGCGAGGAGACCACGAAGCAACUCCAUCCAUCGCCACCCAUCACCACAAAAGACACAUCAGGAGAACGUCCAGCCGGACAACACCGUCGCUGCUCACAACUCUGCAAGAAGGAAAAAGACACCCAAGCGGACCUCAGAAGUAAUGAUAAAAUGAAAAGACACAGAAAAGAUACUCUCCAUUCUUCUGGAAGUAAUAACUCCUCCCGCUUAGUGCAAAUCUUAAGAGGAAAAAAGAAACAGAAAGAUGAUUUUAAAAAUCACUAUGCCAUAGACUUAGUACCUUCUGCGGUACAUGGGAAGAAGAGCUGUCCUAAUUUGGGCCUCGGGGAGGGAAAUGGUUCGAGGACUAAAGUGGUGAACUCAGCCGAAUUGGUGAAGAAGGACGGAAUGAAGAGGGAGGGAAUGAAGAAGACGACCAACGGGAGGAGAGAAGGACUCCCUCGUGGGUCAGGGUUUAACCUUCAAAGGGGCCGUCCUCCCGUCGAUAGGCCAAAUUUGGUUUCCGUCCAUCGCAGCAGCUGUAGUAGUGACAUCUGGAGUGGACCGCAUCGAAUUAAGAACCCCAAAUGGGAAACACCAUGUAAGGGAGCAAAGAAAGAUCCUCCCCCUCCAUGUGAAGAAAAUAGGCACACGAGCAACUUACACAUCAAGAUUGACCAUUCUUUGGAGAACUCCCUCAUCCUCACUGUAUCAUCGUCCUCUUUGCCAUCGUCAUCCUCUUUGCCAUCGUCAUCCUCUUUGCCAUCGUCAUCCUCUUCAUCUUCGUCAUCGUCUUUGCCAUCUUCUUCGUCCUCCAAUGUAAUUUCUUCCGUCUCUUCCUACGACAAGGACAGAGGGAGAAGAAGCUGCAAUGUUGUGAGGGAUGGCGGAGAUGUCCACAGGGGGGGAUACACACAGGAGGGAUACACACAUGGAAUGACACAUUCUACAGUUGGGAGGGGAGAAGCGGUGAAGCGGAAUGAAAACAUUUCUCCUCCUGCCACUCUUUUUGAAAUGGACACCCAGAAGGAAGAACAGUUCAGGGGGGAAAGCGCAGAGGAGAGUCCUCUUAAUGGAGAGAAGUCCCUUGGGGGGGAGCCCGAUGAGGAGAAAACCGGGGGAAAGAACGAACCACUAAGUCUCCCACGGAAGAGCGAUCAGGAGUCCCAGACGGUGCCAAGGAAAAAGGGGAAGGGGAAAUCCAGAGGAAAGAGGGCAAAAAAGGGCAUCCCGAGCCAUGCAAAGGUUAAAGAAGUUGGCCCGGUGGAGAAACGCGGCCAGAUUCACAGAAUGGACCAGACUGACAAACCCGGCCAGACUCACCAAAUCGACCCCGUGGACAAACUCAACCCGGUGGACGAAAUGUGCCACAUCGUUCGGUACAAAAAGGCCAUCACCAGACUGAAGAGGAAAAUCUUAAACGAGGUAAAAAGGAUUAGAGAGGUGCAUCCAGUCAGAGGAGGAGGAGCAGGAGCGGGAGUAGUAUUAGGAGGAUCACCCGCCCAUCCGGGGACAGAUUUGGUACAGUUUCUUAAGCGGGCCAAGAGAAUGUUGGAGCAUCGGCGGGAAGGGUCAAUCAGUGGGAAAGCAGAUGCGGCAGAUGGGGAACUCAGGCCAAAGGGAAGAUACAACCCUGAGUCUUACCCGCGCGCAGAUACCUGCGAGCUGUUUCUGCAAGAAAUGAAAAAUGAAGCGCUCCUGAGAAGAUACAUAGACCGGCAGAAGAAUCUGAUGAGGCACGUCAACACAUAUAUUUUGAUUCACCAGAGGAAGCACCAGAAAGAGUGUCUCAAUAAAAGGAGAGCAGGAAAAAAGGGGGAAAACAACGGUGUAGGUAUCUCGUUGAAGGGGGAAGAUAACAACAACAGUGUGGUUAAGCAGGAGAUGGACUCCAAGGAGAGGAAGAAAAACGAAAGGAAGAACCAACCUGGGGUGGAAGUCACUAAAGAAGGGGAGUCUUCUCCCACGAGUAGUCCACCCCAGGGGGAAGAUCUCCAAAUGGUUGUUACUCCAGUGUUAAGCGAAGCUGCGCGGAGGAGUCCGCAUGGGUGCCACCUCCAGAAGACAGACUCAUCGGAAAAGCAUUCACUAAUGGAAGCACAUGAAGGAGAAUAUUCCAUCCUCACCACGAAGGAAGAGGCAGACGAAAAUGCGAAAGAUGAGCAGGAAGGGAAAUUAAAAAAAAGUGAAAUGAGCCUGACAGAUAAGACUAGCGUCGAGGAGGCAAUUUUAGAUAGUCAUACAUUUGAAGAGAACCUCGUUCAUGUUGGAAGCUUCUCUUCGCAACGAGUGAAGGAGUUCCUCAACGGAAGAAGCGACAUCAAAACGGAGGGAUUUGAAUCGCCAAAUGGAUGGAAUGCCCUCAGGAGUAGUCCACUUUUCCUGUCCCAUUUGGAUACUCUGAGCAAAUCAGAAGACAAAAUUAAUGCCAUGAAGAGUGGAAAAAUGUUCCUAUGCUCCAGUGAGAACAGGGCACCACGUGAGGAGUACCUCCGUCAGGUUCAACUCAAAAGAAGGGAGCAGAUGCCGCUCGCAACGAACAUUAAGACGGACCUUUUGGACAACUGUGCUGCGAUUUUUUCCUUUCUGAGGAGCCAAUUUAGGAAGGUAAACUCGGCACUCACGGGGGGCGACCGCUCCACCGGGAUCACCUCCCCAACCAAAUUUGCAACCACAAGAAGGGAGACCACCCAACGGGACUAUCUGCGCAGUCUGCGAAGAAGCGUCAAGAGACAUCUGGAGGAGCUGCGAAGAACGAAGAUUGUGGCAUUAAUCCUUUCGGUCCUCCCUGAGAAAGGGAACUCCUCGUGCACGCCGACCUGCAGUGUAAAGGGAGUGGGGAGGCCGCACACAUCCGUCAUGCGCGUAGGACAGCAGCACACAUCCAUCAUGGGCGUAGGAGAGCAGCACACAUCCGUCAUGCGCAGAAAUGCCCAAACUGGAUUGCACCCCUACCUGUGCCACACCCAGUCAGGUGUAGAGUCCCCACUAACAUUUUCAGAAGACGCAGAAAGGGAAAAAUUGGAAGCACCUGAUGAGGGGGAACUCUCCAGUGGUGAUUAA